Motacilla alba alba is the source of this 3953-nucleotide messenger RNA. RefSeq names its product cell division cycle 27 (gene CDC27). The transcript has 19 exons. Gene Ontology annotation, molecular function: protein binding. The record is from RefSeq and is a predicted model, not a curated record. Gene Ontology annotation, biological process: cell division. NCBI's taxonomy places the organism in Eukaryota, Metazoa, Chordata, Aves, Passeriformes, Motacillidae. The coding region runs from base 186 to 2708 and encodes 840 amino acids.
AUUUCCGCCGCCGGUUCGGGCGGACUCGGCGCCCGCCGGCCUCGCUCGCUCCGGUAACGGUCGGUGCGGGUUCAAAUGAGCCGCGGCCGGGCCGGGCCCCGCCGUGACUCGCUCUGAGCCGGGCCGGGACCGGGGCCACCCCGCUCGGGCUCAGCGACCAGGAGGCGGAGGCCGGGGAGAGCAGGAUGACGGUGCUGCAGGAACCCGUCCAGGCUGCUAUCUGGCAAGCACUGAACCACUACGCGUAUCGCGAUGCCGUGUUCCUCGCAGAAAGGUUAUAUGCAGAAGUACACUCAGAAGAAGCACUGUUUUUACUGGCAACGUGUUACUACCGCUCAGGAAAGGCCUACAAAGCUUACAGGCUCCUAAAGGGACACAGCUGUACCACCCCACAGUGUAAAUACCUGCUUGCAAAAUGUUGUGUGGACCUCAGCAAGCUUGCAGAAGGAGAGCAGAUCUUGUCUGGUGGAGUGUUGAAUAAACAGAAAAGCCAUGAUGACAUUGUUAUGGAGUUUGGUGACUCUGCAUGCUUUACACUCUCCUUACUGGGACAUGUCUACUGCAAGACAGACCGGCUUGCCAAAGGAUCAGAAUGUUACCAAAAGAGCCUUAGUUUAAAUCCUUUCCUCUGGUCCCCUUUUGAAUCACUAUGUGAAAUAGGUGAAAAGCCAGACCCUGACCAAACGUUUAAGUUAACAUCCUUACAGAACUUCAGCAGCUGUCUGCCCAACACUUGCACAACAGUGGUGUCUAAUCACAACAUAUCCCACAGACAGCCCGAGAGUGUCCUCAUGGAGACACCCCAGGACACAAUUGAGUUGAACAGAAUCAACCUAGAGUCCUCCAAUUCAAAGUAUUCCUCCUUGAAUUCGGAUUCUUCCAUGUCUUACAUUGACUCAGCUGUGAUUUCCUCAGAUUCUGUCCCUCUGGGGUCAGGAACUGCCAUAUUGUCCAAACAGGCUCAGAAUAAACCAAAAACUGGACGGAGUUUACUGGGGGGACCUGCAGCUUUGAGCCCACUAACUCCAAGCUUUGGAAUUUUGCCACUAGAAACCCCGAGCCCUGGAGAUGGAUCCUAUUUACAGAACUACACCAACUCCUCCUCUGUCAUCGAUGUGCCAUCCACCGGAGCACCUUCCAAGAAGAAACUCUGUGUCGUGCAGACUGUCAGCAGGAUCAGCCAGGCUGGAACAAAGUCUGUCUUCUCCCAGAGUGGGAACAGCCGGGAAGUCACUCCAGUUCUUGUUGCACAAACACAGAGCUCUGGUCCACAGACAAGUACAACACCUCAGGUAUUGAGCCCAACCAUUGCUGCUCCACCCAACGCGCUGCCUCGACGAAGCUCUCGCCUGUUUACCAGUGAUAGUUCCACAACCAAGGAAAACAGCAAAAAAUUAAAAAUGAAGUUUCCGCCUAAGAUUCCAAACAGAAAAACAAAAAGUAAAACAAAUAAGGGAGGAAUAACUCAACCAAACUUAAAUGACAGUUUGGAAAUUACCAAACUGGACUCUUCCAUCAUUUCUGAAGGGAAAAUUUCCACUGUUGCACCACAAAUCCAAGCUUUCACGCUACAGAAGGCAGCAGCAGAAGGUUUGAUGAGCCUUCUCCGGGACAUGGGGAAAGGUUAUUUAGCCUUGUGCUCAUACAACUGCAAAGAAGCCAUCAAUAUUUUGAGCCAUUUGCCAUCCCACCACUACAACACAGGCUGGGUGCUGUGCCAAAUUGGGAGAGCUUACUUUGAGCUGGCAGAAUACAUGCAGGCUGAGAGAAUAUUUUCAGAAGUGAGGAGGAUUGAAAACUACCGAGUAGAAGGCAUGGAAAUCUAUUCAACCACACUCUGGCAUCUGCAGAAAGAUGUUGCCCUUUCAGUUCUUUCGAAGGAUUUGACAGACAUGGAUAAAAACUCACCAGAGGCCUGGUGUGCAGCAGGAAACUGCUUCAGCUUGCAGAGGGAGCACGACAUUGCCAUCAAGUUCUUCCAGAGGGCCAUCCAGGUGGAUCCAAACUAUGCCUAUGCCUACACCCUGCUGGGCCACGAGUUUGUGCUGACAGAAGAGCUGGACAAGGCACUGGCCUGCUUCAGGAACGCCAUCAGGGUCAACCCCCGGCACUACAACGCCUGGUACGGGUUGGGAAUGAUUUAUUACAAACAGGAGAAGUUCAGUCUGGCAGAAAUGCAUUUCCAGAAAGCACUUGAUAUCAACCCUCAGAGCUCAGUCCUGCUGUGUCACAUUGGAGUAGUCCAACACGCACUGAAAAAAUCUGAGAAAGCUUUGGACACUUUGAACAAAGCAAUCAACAUUGACCCCAAGAACCCACUAUGCAAAUUCCACAGAGCCUCGGUGUUGUUUGCAAACGAGAAGUACAAGUCGGCUUUACAAGAACUUGAAGAACUGAAACAGAUUGUUCCCAAAGAGUCUCUUGUUUACUUUUUAAUAGGAAAGGUUUAUAAAAAGCUGGGUCAGACACAUCUGGCCCUAAUGAAUUUCUCCUGGGCAAUGGACCUGGAUCCCAAAGGAGCCAACAACCAGAUCAAGGAGGCCAUAGACAAGCGUUACCUGCCCGACGACGAGGAGCCCAUCACGCGCGAGGAGCAGAUCAGCGAGUGCUACCCCUACGAGUCAGUGGGCACGGACGAGUCCCAGGAGAGCAGCAUGACGGAUGCGGAUGACACGCAGCUGCACGCCGUGGAAAGUGAUGAAUUUUAACCUCCAAGAGCCAGUGUCUGAGCUUGAGUGUGUGUGACUGGUACUGUCGUGUUCUCCCCUUCCUUGGCAUCCUGGGUUCUACAUCUCUGAGCCAGCACUGUCGUUGUUCUCCACUGACACCACGAGUGCACCUCAGACCUGAACUUAGCAGAGUUCAUGGCAGUGCAAUAUCCAGCUGCUGCUGAGUCUGACUAGUUGGCUCUCACACAUUUAUGGCAGUGACUGAGGAGAAAAUGCUGGCUUUGAACUCCCCCUUGCUGGAAAAAAAUAUCAUGGAAGACAGACUUGUGCUUUGCUGUAUGGAAGCCAGUAGAUGUGGGGAUAGUACUAAUGACGAGGUGUCUUGUUCUUUUUCCAGAAAUGUGUCUUAGUUUGGGUCUUUCUUGGUGAGCAGAGUGCUGAACCUCAUUUCCGAGUUCUCCGAGGACAGUGUUGACAAACAGGCUGUUCAAGACUUUUGCAUAUUGUAGUGUAACUUAAAUGCCAGGGAGUGUCAAUGACCUUAAAGCUGCAGUGUCUCCAGUGAGCAACCAGGACUGGGCGUGUGUCAGGCCACGUGAAACAGCCCUGUCCCUGCCCAGAGUGCAACUGCAGGAGAAUCACAUUGCAGGAUCAGAGCUUUCAUCAAAUGCUUUUCAUGUUCUAACCAUGAGUUAAUUUAUUCACCCGGUUUUGGAAAGGUCAGUGUUUACUUUGUACUUCUGUCAGCACCACCUCGCUUCAUUUUUCGUGCACCCCUUGACCUGUUCUUCCCCCUUUGAAGAAUAAAAAUGAAUAAAGGGAAAAAUCAAGAGAGAAACGUAGAUACAAGUGUAAUGUGAAACACCAAACCCUUAAUGCUGUGAGAGUGGGAAGACUGGAAGCCUUAAUACAAUCAGAACCUUGGUCGAACACAUCAAAUAAUUGUCUCAGAUCAGUCUCUCCUUAGGUCUGCUAUCACUUGGAAAACUAUUUUGUAAAGUGUGGUCCAAGCAGGAUGCAAAAAUGUGCAAUUAUUUGUCUUUUUCCUUAUUUUUUUUUAAGCUGUUCUUUCAGUUUCCCAUUCUAGGAACACUUUCCUUUCCUCGAGGGUCUGUUUCUGAGAGGAGAAAGCUGUGCCACGUUAGUGAGUCCAAACUGCUCUCUGUAGCAUUCUGCAGCAGCAACUGGUGCCCUUUGUGCAGUGAUGAUAAAGAAAGUGUAUGAUACAAGCAGUUUUAAAGAGCAAUUUAUGCCUAAUAAAUUGGGAAUGAUACAAAUUUCAUA